Cladocopium goreaui is the source of this 2397-nucleotide messenger RNA. The record is from the annotation of a GenBank genome assembly. Lineage: Eukaryota; Dinophyceae; Suessiales; Symbiodiniaceae.
AUGAAAUUUCGCCGCAAACUCCGGGCUUUGGCGCUGCUGGCUCUCUCAGCUUCUUGGCGCAGCCGUUCCUUCGCCUUUGGCCCUGCUGCACCGCCCACGCCCGACGCGAACGCGGAGACAGCGGAGGGAACCCAGACGGCUCCGCCCACAGGGCCCCUGUUGUUGGGAAGGGAGCAAUGGCAGUUUCACCAAUGGAGAGCCGAAACGGAUGAUAUCCGCGGUGGAACUUCAACAGCGUCCUUGAAAGGUUUGACUGACGCCUCAGGGCAAGCGGAGUUUGCAGGGCUGUUGUCAGAUGUUGAGAAUGCGUUUGCAGGGGUCACUCUGCAGUCCAAGUUCGUUCCAGAAGCACUGGAGGAAAUGAAAGGAUUAGUGCUGGAAUUGGGGGAUGCGGACAACAAGGACUAUGCGAUCUCCUUGCGAAUGCUUGGAGCGCCCGCAGGGCUGGAACAUAUCUACCGCUUUAGUGCCAGCUCGGGAAAGACGCUGGAGAUGUAUUUCAGAGACUUCAAGCCAACCCUUCGAGGACAGACGAUGGAUGAGGUGAAGCAGCCUUUGGUACUUGAACGAGUACAAUCCAUUGCCCUUCAAACCCGAAGUUCGUUUGGUACACCUACAGGAGACUUCUCCCUGAUCCUCUCGAAAGUUUCUGGCAUCCCUGGCCGAGAGCUUCCCCCACCACCGCCUCCGGCUCGAAAAACGAAGUGGACCUGCAGUGCAUGUGGAACUAUGAAUUUUGACACCUCUAGAUACUGCACUCGCUGCGGUGAGAGCCGCAACGCGGACGAAGAGCGUGAAGCGCGCGCGGCGGCGGAAGAAGCGAGAAAGCAGUGCCUGCGGAACGAAGAACUUCCCAAGCUCCGAGGAGUGUUUCAAGUGCGGAGCUCCUCGGCCCUAGGGCGUACCGGCGUAGAUUACGCCGUACCGCGCCGCGGUGGCGACAAAAAGUCGGGGCGUUGGGCGGACCUAGAGCUGCGUGUGCGGCGCUUAGUUCGAAAGCAUGAGGAAUUGCGGGCUCAGCGCUUGCUGGCGUUGAAUGGCUCCUUCCUUCUCUCCCUCUCCGCUGCUCCAGUGGUCAAUGGCAACACCUUCAGACGUCGUUUUCGUUUGCAUUAUUCCGCCUUGUCCCACUCGGUGCAGAUUCGUCUCUCAGAGCGCUUUUGCGUGACCGUGGGAGGUGCCUCCCAUGUGCAGUCGAGCAGCGGUGCUGGUGCUGCCAAAUUGAUGCUAGCAGCCAACACCAGUGUGGGGCCUGCAGUGGAACUGAUGAAUUCCAAAGUUGUGAAAGCGAUGGGUGAUUCCAGGGACCAACGUCAGAACGUCACUGAACGUCGGCCCCUGAGCGGCACCUGGUAUCUCAGGUCACUGGCACAUCUCCGGAUUGUGAGCUGUCAGUGUCACGCUCCCUGUCGCCUCAUUGUUUCGUCCGGGACCGCAGCGGUCUGCAGUGCAGCGGUCUGGGUCACAAUCUAUGGCAAAGAACGCAGCCAGAUGUUUCAACCAACAGAAGGUCCAACAGAAGCUGGGCCUGUCACGCGACGGGCGUUACCUUUCGUUGAUGAUGAGUCCCUGGUUGCCGCGUUGCAGCAGGUACAAUCCGUGGAAGCUGCUCAGAUCAACAGUGGGAGCAUGCCGUUCAACGCCUCUCAGGAACUUUCUCAUCUGAGUUUGGCGCUCAGAGCUGCGGAAGUGGAUGAAGUCGGCUGGUUAGUGGCGCUCAGAGCGCGUGUGUUCUGCGAUCUGCAGCCGGACAGUGGGGAACUAGGAGUAAUGUUCAAGUACAAGCCGGUGAAAGGUUUCUCCUUGAAGCUAUGCCCGACAAUCUCCACGAGGCAAGGUCUUGGGCUUCAAGUCACUUGUACCAAGGCGAGUAGGGACACCUUGUCCAAGCUGCACUGGGCCUUGCAGGUCAGACAUGCCAGUCUCGGACUGCGCCUCACGCUCUGCAGAUGUGGCCUGCGCUUUGUGAUGCCAUUGGAGUUGUGGUCGGAGGCUUCGGGGCCCCUCUCUACCCCGGACCUGGCGUUGGCGCUGGCCAUUUGGGCAGUUCCACCUUUCAUCCUCUCCGUUCUGCGCGCUGGUUGGCUUGCCAUGCAUGGAUGGGUCAAGGAUCUUUGGUCCAAAGAAUCUCCAGCAUCUGCCGAAAAUGGCAGCAGUGACGUUCAAGAGGAGCAGUUCAGUCAGGAUGUCUCUGCGCAACGCCAAGUCUUGUCACCUGAAGCUACUAAGCGUCGACGUGAGGAGGAGGCCAUCAAUGGUUUGGUGAUCCUCGAAGCCCACUACGGCGGCGUUUCCGGCGACGCACCGGAAAUCGCAGGGACACCUGAUGGAAAAACCGGCACCGUUUCGGAGUUUCGAUGGCAGCUACAAGUUGGUUUUACAACCCAAGGUAUAUAA